Molecule: messenger RNA, 5136 nt
Organism: Megalops cyprinoides (Indo-Pacific tarpon)
Lineage: Eukaryota; Metazoa; Chordata; Actinopteri; Elopiformes; Megalopidae
Product: FERM, ARHGEF and pleckstrin domain-containing protein 1-like
Exons: 27
Coding region: 206-3316 (1036 amino acids)
Cellular component (GO): cytoskeleton
Molecular function (GO): guanyl-nucleotide exchange factor activity; cytoskeletal protein binding
Source: RefSeq, a predicted model, not a curated record
GUUUCAAUGUAAUCCUGUAUUCACAGGCAGUCGGUCCGACAUGGCGACGAUGAAGAAGCCUCGCUUUGCAACAAGCCGCAUCUGAUUUGCCGAGCGUUGCGACUGAAAUUCGCGAGGGGGGAAAACUGUGUAACAACCCCGGGGAAAUUUACACGUGGAAGAUUUGCAGAUUUUUCAUUAAAGAGACGAGGCCGCCAGAGGGACAAUGGCGGAGCCGGAGCCGAGAUCGAGCGCCGGCCAGCGGCUGGGCGCUCAGGAGAGCUUUGGGAUCAGCACCCUGGACCCGGGACACAGGCUGCCUGCCAUGCCCCCGGGCCGACACGUCUCCGUCAGGGUCCACAUGCUGGACGACACCGAGGAGGUCUUUGACAUUUCGCAACGCGCCCCUGGUAAGGUGCUGCUGGACCUGGUGUGUGCUCACUUGAACCUCAUCGAGGGGGACUAUUUCGGCCUGGAGUACGACGACCACCGCAAGAUGAUCGUCUGGCUGGAUCUCCUGAAGCCAAUCAUGAAGCAGAUCAGAAGGCCCAAGCACACAGUCCUACGGUUCGUGGUGAAGUUCUUCCCGCCGGACCCAGCCCAGUUACUGGAGGAGCUGACCAGGUACCUCUUUGCCCUGCAGAUAAAGAAGGACCUGUUCUCCGGACAACUGACCUGUAACGACAGCAGCGCCGCCCUGCUGGUCUCCCACAUUGUGCAGUCUGAGAUAGGGGACUUUGACGAGGCCCAGAGCAGGCAGCACCUCCUCACCAACAAGUAUGUUCCUGACCAGGAGGCCCUGAUGGACAAGAUCACAGAAUUCCAUCGCAAGCACAUAGGGCAGACGCCGGCGGAGUCAGACUACCAGCUGCUGGAGAUCGCACGCAGGUUGGAGAUGUAUGGGGUGCGGCUCCACCCUGCCAAGGACAGGGAGGGCACCAAGCUGAGCCUGGCAGUGGCGCACACGGGCGUGCUCGUCUUUCAGGGCCACACAAAGAUCAACGCCUUCAACUGGUCCAAAGUGCGCAAACUGAGCUUCAAGAGGAAGCGCUUCCUAAUCAAACUGAGGCCGGACCUGAACCAGAGCACCUAUCAGGACACCCUGGAGUUCCUGAUGGGCAGCCGGGACUGCUGCAAGGUGUUCUGGAAGAUCUGUGUGGAGUACCACGCCUUCUUCCGCCUCUUCGAGGAGCCCAAGCCCAAGCCCAAGCCAGUCCUCUUCAGCCGGGGCUCCUCCUUCAGGUUCAGCGGACGGACGCAGAAGCAGGUGAUCGAUUACGUCAAGGACUCGGAAUUCAAAAAGAUUCCCUUUGAAAGGAAACACAGUAAGAUCCAGUUCAACAGCGGCCUGUCUCCACUGCCCUCCCAGCAGCGCUCUCAAGUGCCAAGAGAACAGAGUGCUAGCUGUGCUUCGGCAGACGAGCUGGACUCCCCGAGCAGGCCAGGCUGGAGGGAGACGGUGUCGGUCAGCGUGGAGGACCACUCGCCCUUGCGGAAACGUGGCAGCCCGUCCGCCCUGCUCAACGGGCGCGAGGAGAGGGCAGGGCCUUCUCCGGAGGAGGGGAGGGGCCAGCCGUCGCCGUCCCGGCAGCAGGCGGAGCAUCUGAGCGCAGGAUUGGUGACCAGCAGCCCGCGGCUCUCUGACUCCUCCGGUCACUCUCAGGUCACAGUGAACGGUCAGAAGCAAGGCGUAGCCCCCGGCCAGAGCCCGGACGGCCGCCAGCCCUCCCCGCUCACCAGCCCGCUGCUGAACGACGCCGGCUGCGUCCGGACCGACGAUGAGGACGAGGUUCGCAGGAAGAGGUUCCCUACGGACAAGGCCUACUUCAUUGCUAAGGAGCUGCUGACCACUGAGAGGACGUACCUCAAAGACCUGGAGGUUAUUACCAUGUCGUUUCAGAACUCGGUAGGCAAAGAUGAGGCCAUGCCCGAAUCUCUCAGGAACGCCGUCUCUUCCAACUUCGACCCUCUGUACAAGUUCCACACAGGUUUCCUGAAGGAGGUGGAACAGAGGCUGGCUUUGUGGGAGGGGCGCUCCAACGCUCACAUUAAAGGAGACUACCAGCGCAUCGGGGACGUCAUGCUGAAGAACAUCCAGGGCAUAAAGCAGAUGACGGCUCACCUGCAGAAGCACUCGGAGGUGCUGCUGGAGCUGGAGAAGGCGUGCCGGGCGUCCCGCAAGCUGGAGGCCCUGUGCCGCGACUUCGAGCUGCAGAAGGUGUGCUACCUGCCCCUCAACAUCUUCUUCCUGCGGCCGCUGCACCGCCUCAUGCACUACAAGCAGAUCCUGGAGCGCCUGUGCAAGCACUACCCCCCCACGCACGUGGACUUCAGGGACUCCAGAGCUGCCCUGGCAGAUGUAUCUGAGAUGGUGGCCCAGCUCCACUGCCCCAUGAUCAAGAUGGAGAACUUCCAGAAGCUUCUGGAGCUGAAGAAGGACUUGAUCGGCAUUGACAAUCUGGCGAUUCCAGGACGGGAGUUCAUCAGGUUAGGCUGCCUGAGCAAGCUGUCCGGCAAGGGCCUGCAGCAGCGCAUGUUCUUCCUGUUUAACGACAUCCUGCUGUAUACGAGUCGAGGGAUGACGGCUUCCAAUCAGUUCAAAGUUCACGGGCAGCUCCCUCUCUACGGCAUGACAAUCAGAGAGAGCGAGGACGAGUGGGGCGUGCCUCAUUCCUUCACCCUGUCAGGACAGCGGCAGUCUGUGGUGGUGGCAGCAAGCUCUGUAUCAGAGAUGGAGAAGUGGAUGGAGGAUAUCAAGAUGGCCAUUGACCUGGCUGAGAAGUGCAAUGGGACCUCCUCUGACGCCCUGGCUAGCAGCCUCCCUGAGAACAAAUCCUCUGAGGACUCGACUCUGGACCAGGAGUCGGAGGACGACCUGAGCGCCUCGCGCACGUCGCUGGAGAGACAGGCGCCUCACCGUGGUAACACCACGGUGCAUGUGUGCUGGCACAGGAACACCAGCGUAUCCAUGGUGGACUUUAGCAUUGCUGUGGAGAAUCAGCUGUCGGGCAACUUGCUGAGGAAGUUCAAGAACAGUAACGGCUGGCAGAAGCUGUGGGUGGUGUUCACGAACUUCAGCCUGUUCUUCUACAAAACGCACCAGGAUGACUACCCCCUGGCCAGCCUUCCCUUGCUGGGCUACUCCGUCACCAUCCCCUCGGAGUCGGAGAACAUCCACAAAGACUACGUCUUCAAGCUGCAUUUCAAAUCGCACGUCUACUACUUCAGAUCCGAGAGCGAGUACACCUUUGAGAGGUGGAUGGAGGUCAUCCGCAGUGCCACCAGCUCUGCCAGCCGCACCUGCUUCCUGAGCCGAAAAGAGUCCCACCCCUACUGAUCCAAAGAGCCCUGGGGCCUACCGGUCCCGACCAGGCCCCUCCCACCCAACCGUCCCCACCCACCCACUGAAGUUUAAACCCCGCCUCCUCUCCACACCCCUCCCCCAACGCAGCCAUUCUGCGUGGUUGUCAGUCCUGCUCUCUUUGGGUUCAGUCACUUUUAUUUGUUUUUGUUUGUUUUUUUAACACAAAUGGGACACUCCGUCAUACUGUAGACCAGUGUCCAUGCACAAACGCCCGUGCUUUUGAAGCGUUUCAGAGGUCACACAUACGCUGGUAUAAGGAAAAAAAAAGACAGCAGAGACUGCUUUCCUGCAUUUUUACUGAUCUCCGAGUCUUCUUUUGUAGGAUGUCAUUUUAUACAAUUUUUUAAAAACGGUCCUAGACCCACUCUCUUUCAUUCUCGUUGGACAUUUUGUCAUUGGUUGUGUUUCUAAAAUGCAGACCUGUCCAUAGAGGUGGGUCUUAAGUUUUAUUUUCAUUUUUAAAUUUCAGGUUCGCUGCAUAGAUAACUGCUACUUUUUUGCUACUCCAAAACAUGUCUUUUGUUUUUUGUUUUUUUUUUUUGGUUUGUUUUGAAGGACAAUGGCUGCUUUCAGUUCCAACAGCUUGAGUGCCAAACAGAUUUUUACCAAUAUCGCUGUCUUUAUAAUGUGAUUUUAAUAUGUUCGCGAUAUAUAGGUUUCUAAAAAUGAGAUUUAGAGAAUUGAUGUACUUAAAUAAAAAGAUAUAGGCACCUUUAAAAAAAUUAAUUUAACUAUAAGAUGUCCCUGGGAAAUAUAUGACUUGAAUUAAUACUUUCACAGUAACCUUAAGAUAUAUAUUUUGGGUUUUUCAUCAUUAACAUUUUAGGGAUAAUAAUAAGUACAGGUUAAGGUAGUUCCCAUUGCCAGUGCUGGCACUUACACAAAAGUGAAAUUUCACAGAACAGUUCCCAUUGACCACACUAGUUUGGGCACUUGUCAAAGCUGGUGUCCAGUUGCCUACUCUGCCCUAGGUACAAAUGUGACUUUCUUUCAAACCUCAUGUGAGCUUUCACAAAUAUUCAUUCAGAGGAGAUUCCAGCAUGGAUAGAAGCUUUAAAGACAAUGUAGAAGAACCACAAAAAAAAUACAAGGAGACUUUCAGUUCCAUAAAUACCACUGUCCCCCUCAGGCGGCUGAAACUAGCUGACAUACUGUAUGUGAACAGUCUUUAUCUGUUUUUAAAGACCCUGUGCAGUAAUGUUACUUUUUUAUGUUUCGUUUUUGUAUGAGGUGAGGUGGAGUGAUCCUUCUGUCCACCCUCACCCCAGCCUGGUUAAAUAAAGCCACCAAAAGUACAUGAGAAAUAUGACUUGUGUAGGAGGAUUUUUUAAGGGGGAACCCCAGUAAGUCUUACUAUUCACCGUGUAGGUGUUGAUGGACGGGUCUGUCAACACUUGCAAGGGGGGAAAUUGUUCUCAAUGGCCAUGUGGCUCAUGGGUAUAUUGGGUGUUUAUUUAUUUAAUUUUAUUUGUUGCCAGUCACAUCGCAAGCAAUGCGUUUUGUUAUGGCCAAAAUCAAGACAGAGAUUAUAGAGUUUGAAUUCGUUCCUAAUUUUUCACAUGCUUACUUUCGGUAAAAAGACUGUACGAGUCUUUUGUAAAAAAAUUUAAUCUACUACUUUAUUAAUGAAGGCACCGUAACAGGAUCAUUUUGACUGCACAGGGACUUUAAAUGAAAUGCGUCUGGAAGGGUGCGUGGAGAGAGACUUUCUGGAAGUGUGAUAUCUGUCUGGAUAAUCGAAUGCUUUGUGUCCCUCCAACAGCAGAGAGCGUUAUGGAAAUGAAAGCAAUAAA